Messenger RNA from Momordica charantia (bitter melon), 1801 nucleotides. RefSeq names its product AAA-ATPase At3g28580. Gene Ontology annotation, molecular function: ATP binding; ATP hydrolysis activity. The record is from RefSeq and is a predicted model, not a curated record. Lineage: Eukaryota; Viridiplantae; Streptophyta; Magnoliopsida; Cucurbitales; Cucurbitaceae.
UCUGCUCACAGAACACAAUUCCAUGGAUUCCUCUUCCAUAAGGCCGAAGAACGGAACCUCAAAUUCCGAUGACUCCGACCGCCGCGACGGCAAGGCGAUUUCCAGGAGGAGGCCGCCGACGAUAGCAGAGCUUUUGGCAACCUCAAGCUCUACACUCGCGACGAUCAUGUUCGCGUGGACGAUCAUCCGCCAAUACUGCCCUCACAGACUUCACCACUAUUUCCAAGAAUAUACGGCGAAAUUAAUCGAUUACAUUUAUCCCUAUCCGUACGUCCGAAUCUCAAUCUAUGAGUUCGUCGGCGAACGCUUCAAUCGAAGUAGAGCCUUCGCGGUGGUCGAAGCUUAUCUGAGCAAUAAGCUUACAGACGACGCCAAAAGACUCAAAGCCGACGUCGGAGAAAACAAGAACAGCUUCUCGCUGAGUAUGGACGAGCACGAAAGUGUCACGGAUGAGUACGAAGGCGCCGAAGUUUGGUGGAAUUUGAUCAAAAUAUCCGGUUCGGCGAAGAAGUCCCCUUCUCUGUAUCCUGAGCCCGAUCGGAGAUUGUACCAGCUCAAAUUUCACAAGAAGCAUCGGGAUCUUAUAAUCGAGUCGUAUUUGAAGCAUGUAUUGAAGGAAGGAAGAGAGAUCAAAGUGAGUAGGAGGCAGAGGAAGCUUUACACUAAUGGAAGUGGAAAUCGAUGGCCGAUUCACCGGCAGACGACCGGAUGGAGCGAAGUCUCAUUCGAGCAUCCUGCAAGUUUCGACACGAUUGCCAUGGAUCCAGAGAAAAAGCAAGAGAUCGUAGAAGAUUUGCUGACGUUUAGCCAGAGCAAGGAUUAUUACGCUCAAAUUGGCAAGGCGUGGAAACGUGGUUACCUUCUGUACGGCCCACCGGGAACGGGGAAAUCGACGAUGAUCGCCGCCAUGGCCAAUUUGCUCAACUAUGACGUUUACGACUUGGAAUUAACUGCAGUGAAGGACAAUACAGAGCUUCGGAGGCUUCUAAUUGAGACGACGAGCAAAUCAAUAAUCGUGAUCGAAGACAUCGAUUGUUCGCUGGAACUCACAGGGCAGAGGAAAAUUAAGAAGGAACCUAGCUCGGAGAAAGAGAAAGAGAAGCCAAUCAAGGAACCGUUGAAGAAAGAAGAGGAAGAGGCGAAGAGUAGAGUGACUCUAUCCGGAUUGUUGAAUUUCAUCGACGGAAUUUGGUCGGCGUGCGGCGGAGAGAGGCUGAUCGUUUUCACGACGAAUCAUAUGGAGAAGCUGGAUCCGGCGCUGAUACGACGGGGCCGGAUGGAUAAACACAUCGAGCUUUCUUACUGCAGCUUCGAAGCUUUCAAAGUGCUGGCGAAGAACUACUUGAAUCUCGAAAGCCAUGAGCUAUUUGAGAAGAUUGAGGAGCUAAUCGGAGAUGCAAAAAUGACGCCGGCGGAUGUAGCGGAGAAUCUGAUGCCGAAAUCCCGGCAAGAUUGUGCUGAGAAUUCGCUUGGUAGGUUGAUCGGGAACCUGGAAGAGAUGAAGAGAGCGGCGGAGAUGGCGAAAACAGAUGAGACGAAGAAACAAGAAAAUUCAAAGGACGAGUCCUCCUUGGAAGCAGAGAUGGAGAAAACAGAGGAAGUGAAGAAGCCGGAAAAUUCAAAGGAAUCCUGAAAGUGACGUGACGACUGUUUUUGACUUGCGGGGGAAGACUGCUUGAGAAUGGAGGGAACAGCAAAGUCCACUAUAAGAAGUCAAUGGUGAUGAAGAUAGAAAUGGUCAAAUAUCUUGAGGUUUGCUAUUUUUCCUUUUAUAUAGAUAUAAUCCAUUUUCUUUGGACUA